Diabrotica balteata is the source of this 2202-nucleotide messenger RNA. Lineage: Eukaryota; Metazoa; Arthropoda; Insecta; Coleoptera; Chrysomelidae. The record is from the annotation of a GenBank genome assembly.
CCUGUUUCGACUCUAGAAUAUGUCACUGCAUGUUAUGCAAUUUAGUUAAAAGUUAAGGAUAAUAAUUGUGGAAAAGAUGAGUGGCGGUUUUGGUUCGGAAAGAAUUUAUUUGCUAGGAGAAAAAUACUCAGGUCUAAAAGCUAGAGGUGCUCUGCAAAAUUAUGAAGAAAUUAGAAAGAAAUAUCUAACGAACAAUGCAUUAUUCGAAGAUUCACAAUUUCAAAUAGAAAAAAUAGAACUCGGACAACAGUGGGAUAAUGACAAGAACAGAAUUAAGUGGCUACGACCCCAGGAAAUAGUUUCCGAUCCAGUAUUUCUAGAAGCGAAUGAAGACAGGUUCGAUGUUAGACAAGGAACUUUGGGCGAUUGCUGGUUUUUGGCUGCUUUGGCAAACAUAACAGAUAAUAAUAAAAUAAUGCAGCGGAUUAUACCAGAUAAUCAAAGCUUUUCUCAAGAAUAUGCAGGAGUAUUUCAUUUCAGAUUUUGGCAAUAUGGUAGAUGGAUAGACGUGGUUAUUGACGACAGAUUGCCUACUAUAGAUGGUAAACUUAUCUUUACUAAGACUAAAUUUAGUAAUGUAUUUUGGACUCCUUUACUAGAAAAAGCUUAUGCAAAGCUCUACGGAUCUUACCAAAAUAUUGAAGGGGGCUUUAUUUCUGAAGCUCUGGAAGAUUUCACCGGCGGGCUAAACGAAAGAUACCUUGAUUUAGCAAACAUUUCUAAAGAUCAGGACCUUUUCAAAAUGAUGUUAAUUUCAUUUAUGAGAAAAUCAUACAUGGGCUGUGGUAUCCUGGAUUCGGGUGAAGUUGAAGGAGAAAGGAAAGAUGGACUUUAUUCAAGUCAUGCUUACAGUAUAAACAAUGUAGUGGAAGUUACCUCAAAAGCUGAAAAAGUCUAUAAGUUGCUUAGGCUUAGAAAUCCAUGGGGCACGGGUGAGUGGACAGGUGACUGGAGUGACCAUUCAAAAACCUGGGAUCUUCUUCCGGACGAAACUAAAAAUAAACUAUUAAUAGCAAAGGAUGAUGGAGAAUUUUGGAUGCAAUACGAACAUUUCAUUGACGCUUAUAAUUUGUUAGAAUUUUGUCACCCUAAUCCCGAUUCACUAGCAUAUGAAGAAGACGAAUCACAUAAAUGGAACAUUUUUAUGCUUGACGGCAGUUGGGUUGCAAAAAUUAGUAAUGGAGGUCAGCCGCAUAGUACAAAUUUUUGGCAUAACUCACAAUACUUGUUAAAAAUAAACGAUAGUAGUAAUGCUGUACACAGGGUAGUAAUUGGAUUAAUGCAGAAGAAUAGAAGGCUGUACAAUCUUCCCAAGAUUCCUAUAGGAUUUGCUGUGUAUGAACUAAAAUUCGUUUCUCCUGGACGUUUAACGCAGAAUUUUUUUUCCUCAAUUAAACCUGUCUAUGUUCGAGAACCAGAGAACAAUACACAGGUUACGGGACACCUAGAUUUACCAAAAGGAUCCUACUGCAUAGUACCAUUUACAGAUGAACCUCAAGCAAGCUGUGAAUUUCUUUUACGGGUAUACUCUACUGUUACAUUUGAUGUUAAUGAACACGAAGUUGAUGUUCGGUUAAUAGAUCCAACAGUACCGUUAGGAGGGUUACGUGCACCUGUAGAUACAGUAGAUGGUGUGGCUGCCGAUAAAGGAAUUAGACAUGUAUUCGAUAACUAUGCUGAUAAAGAAUUAGAAGUUGGUUGGAAGGAACUAAGGUGUAUACUAGAACUUCUUUUUUCAAACGAACAACACGUAUUUUCAAAGGAAUUAUGUCGAAGUAUGGUUGCUUUAGCGGAUACGGAUCUCUCAGGAAAACUCAAUUUCCAGGAAUUCUACGAGCUUUGGGAGCAAAUUGGAGAGUUAAAAGGCAUUUUCAAAAAUUUUGAUUCAGAUAGUUCCAAUGGAAUGUCAGUACGUGAACUUCGACAGGCUCUUAGAGUAGCUAAUUUCCAACUUAGCAAUAAAAUUUUAUCCCUAAUCGGACUGAGAUACGCAAACGAAAAGGAUGAGUUGGAAUUAGAAGACUUUUUGCACUGUUGCGUUAAAUUAAAAUUAAUGAUAGAUAUUUACAAUUCCAAAGAGAAAAGAGAAUAUGGCUUGGAGCAGUGGUUACUUGAAACAAUGUAUGCUUAAAUUGCAACAAUAUUUUUUUAUUAUUAUUAUUUGUAUUAGUUUUAUAAAAUAAAAUAAAUCAUAUUCUAGUA